UCCUGUCAGAGAUAAUGAGCUUAUGUCAACUGCAAAUCCUAGACUUGGGCCAAAAUUCCCUUCAAUCAAUCCCGGAGGGACUUAACAGCCUUACAUCUCUCACUGAACUGGACUUGUCUGACAAUAACAUUUCAGCACUUCCUCCAGAGCUGGGUUUGCUUGAACCAAGCCUCCAGGUUUUGAGACUUGAUGGAAAUCCUUUGAGAAGCAUCAGGAGGGCAAUUUUGGACAAGGGAACCAAAGCUGUGCUGAAAUAUUUGAAGGACAAAAUUCCAGAGCAAUAGUGUGCAAACAUCUCUUACUGAUUAGGACAGCAUGUAACUUUGCCAUUUAUGUUUGUCUGAAAGCUUGAUCUCACUGCAGUGAUGCCUUUGAUUUUCUUAAUUUGAGGUGUGGAGAAGGUAACAUAAUGAGGAGGUACUGCCAU
Molecule: messenger RNA, 427 nt
Organism: Theobroma cacao (cacao)
Lineage: Eukaryota; Viridiplantae; Streptophyta; Magnoliopsida; Malvales; Malvaceae
Source: RefSeq, a predicted model, not a curated record